GUCUUUGUCCCAGCAGCAGCAGGAUGUGUUAGUGUGUGUGUGUGUGUGUGUGUUGGUGUGUCAGCAGGAUGUGCGGGCUGCAGCUGCUGCGGGUCUCGGUCCAUGAGCGGAUGAGCGCCGCCGCUGCAGACCUCCUGCUGCGGCUGGAGGAAGGAGGAGGAGAAGCGGCGCUGAGGUCGCUGCUCACCGAGCGGCUCGCGGCGGCGGCGGAGGAGAUCGUCGCUCUGCUGGAGGAAACCGUGGCGGAGUACGAGGAGCGAGCGGAGCGGUCGGAGCGGGAGGUCUGCCGCCAGAGGAGGCUGCUCGAUGCCGUGCUCAAGCCCCAAGUCCGGCUGCACAGAGCGGACUCUCUGCAGGAGGUGAUCCUGAUCAAAGACCUGCAGCCUCCCGUUUCCCCUAGCGACGCCUCCUGCCCGUCGCCCGGCGACCAGCCGCCCGUCUCCCCGAGCAGCUCGGACGCCUGCAGCGACGGCGUUCCGGACGGAACCUGGAGCGAACAGAGACCCCUGGUUCUUCCGAGGAGGAGGAGGAGGAGGAGGGGCCGGCCGGCGCUCGCCGCCAGGAGCCGAAGGAGGCGUUCGAGUCCGGCUCGGAGCUUCGGCUGCCAGGUGUGCGGCCGCGCUCUGCAGGGGAAAGGCUUCCUGCUCAAACACGUCCUGAAGGUCUGCGGCAGCGACCCCCAGCACUGCUGCGGGUUCUGCGGAGAUCGCCUGGACUCGGCCGACGCCCUGACGGAACACCUGCAGGAUCACCUGCUGAACAGUAAAACCUGCUCCUUCUGCGGGAAAACCUUCCAGUCCAUCCUGGCGCAGGAGCUGCACGUGCGCCUGCACACCGGAGAGAAACCGUACAGCUGCGACGUCUGCGGGAAGAAGUUCAGCCAGAAGGGGAACCUGACGUCACACAUGCGGGUCCACGCCGCAGAGAAACCGUUCAAAUGUAAAGAGUGCGGCCGCGCCUUCUGCCACAUGACGUCUCUGGAGCGCCACAUGCAGGAGCACGGCGGCGGCGAGGAGGAGGUGCACGCCUGCAGCGCCUGCGACCAGAAGUUCAGCAAGUGGCGCAGCCUGCGGCGCCACAUGGCGACUCAUCAGAGGGACGCCGCCGACACGCCCAAGAGGUUCCGCAGGUCGGCGCCGUCCUUCCGCUGCAGAGUGUGCGGGGACGCCUUCGACAAGAGGACGUCGCUGGUGAAGCACGUGGAGACUCACCUGCAGGACCCGGACGGCUGCUGCGGACUCUGCGGACACCAGUACGAGUCCCCCGCCAGCCUCGCCGCCCACCUGCACUCCCACCGCGAGAUCGGCAACACCUGCCACGUCUGCGGGAAGAGCUUCCCGGCUCACGCGGCGCUGGAGAUGCACAUGAGGAUCCACACCGGGGAGAAACCGUACUCCUGCAGCUUCUGCGGGAAGAGCUUCAACCAGAGCGGCAACCUGAAGACGCACCUGAAGAUCCACACGGGGGAGAGGGCGUUCUCCUGCACGCUCUGCGGGAAGGGCUUCACCCAGAAACAGACUCUGGACACUCACGUCCGCUUCCACAACAAGGAGCGCCGCUUCCUGUGCCAGGUGUGCGGGAAGGGCUUCAUGCAGGAGGUGGACCUGAAGAGACACAUGCUGAUCCACACCGGGGAGAAACCCUACAGCUGCAGGGUCUGCGGGAAGAGCUUCCAGGCCAAACGCUCGCUCAACGGACACGUCAAAGUCCACCUGAAGGCGCACGCCGCCGGAGGGGGGGCGGGGCCGGACCAGGACCAGAACUCAGAGCAGCCGGACCAGAACUCUGAGCAGCAGCCCAACAGCUUCUACUCCGGAUUCAUCCAACUGUAGACGACGGAAGAUGAAACGGGCUGUUUUUAUUUCUCUCUCUCUUUGAAAGAACAAAAGAAGAAGAAAUGUUUAAAUAAUAAAUAAACAGAAUGAAACAUAACAAAGUUUCUGUCCGUCUCUGAAAACUACAGCUCCCAUGAGCCUCGGCUGCUGUCGCCAUGGUUACGGAGUUUAACGUUUUCUUAAUUCUCGUAAAAUUAUAUUUUUCUCUAAAUGUUUGUUUACAAAAGCUUUAAAGCCGACAGGAAGCUCAGAGUAAACAUUAAUGCACCGAAAAUAAUGUAAUAAAUAAAUGUUUGUUUAUUAUUUAGAGAUAAA
Centropristis striata (black sea bass) is the source of this 2150-nucleotide messenger RNA. RefSeq names its product gastrula zinc finger protein XlCGF57.1-like. Gene Ontology annotation, molecular function: RNA polymerase II cis-regulatory region sequence-specific DNA binding; DNA-binding transcription factor activity. The record is from RefSeq and is a predicted model, not a curated record. The coding region runs from base 69 to 1832 and encodes 587 amino acids. Gene Ontology annotation, biological process: regulation of transcription by RNA polymerase II. Lineage: Eukaryota; Metazoa; Chordata; Actinopteri; Perciformes; Serranidae. The transcript is spliced from 3 exons.